UUUCCCGAUUUGCUUUUUAUAAUAAUAAAAUUUGUGUUACUUUAACUUUAAUAAAAUCAAUAAAAUCGUAAUAUCGUAAUCUUUAAGAGCAUUUUUUUCAAAUAAACAUAUAUAUAUAUUCAUUAUUAAAUAAGUUAAAUGGAUGAAAUUUCCGUAGUAAUCGAUGAUAUCGAUAAAAUUCACAUUUAUGGUGACAAAAAACCACAUAACGGUAAAUCUAUUACGAGAAUAGAAGUAUCACCAAAUGAAAAAUGCCUUGUUACUUAUAGCGAAGAUGAUGAAUCAAUUGUUUGUUGGAAUGUUGAAAGUAGUAAAGGUGAGGGUCCACUUACACCAGACUUUACUUCCAAUAAAGUGGAUAAUCAUAUAGAACAAAUAUGUGUCUCUGAUAAUAUGGAGCUUGUUUAUACUUACGAGUUUCUUAAUAGAAAAGAAAUAAAAAUACGCGAUAUGAAAAAUGAACAAGAAAUUCAAUUAGGUUGCGGACUUGGUGAACUUGGUGAACAUGAAUAUUGUACCUUUAACCUGAAUUCCGCCGAUUUUAUUUUACAUGGAAGUGUCAAUGAUUAUGAUUUGCUUAUGAUUUAUUCCACGCAAACCAAAAAUAACAAAUGGUGGUGUAAAAGAAUGUACAAUAUACCAAAGGAUUUUAAAUUGAUCAGCGUACCAAAUUAUGAUAAUAAUAUUUAUUUGUUUUCAAAUAACUUCAUUUACGAAUGGAAUCUUCUUACCGAAAAACGUACAAGAAUAUUUGGUAAUGACGAAACAAAAUAUGAUUAUAAGAAAUUUAGAAAAGAUAUCAGAAUUUCCAUUGAUAAGAAAUUUAUUUAUAUAAGAAUCAAGGAUAAAAUUGUUAUUUAUUCAAUUGAACUAGAAAUUCCUAUUGCUUCUUUGGAUAUAAAUAAUGAUAUUCAAUUGUACAAUCUUAUGAAUCGUAUUAUUUUAAAUUUACAUUUGUUACUUCCAUUAUUAAGUACUAAUAGUAAAAUUUGGAACUUCGUCAUGAAAUAUUGUUGGAAAGAAUGUUUAGACCAGAAUGAACAACUACAAUUCGAAAUUUCAUGUGAUAACAUUCAAACUAAAACCAAAUACGCAUUUCAAAUUCUAGAUGGAUAUGUGUGGAAAGCUGAACUUAAAAAAAAAAUAGCAAAUAUGAAUUUUGUGAACGAAUUAUAUGUUAAAAUUAUUGAAGAUUUGAAUUCCGACGAAUUUAAUGACAACAAGAGAGAUGAGAAAAUUAUUGAAUAUUUGAGUUCUGAUGAAUUUGAUGAUGCUAAGAAAAUCAAUAUGGAAGCAUAUAAAAAAUAUGAACACUUAAACAUUCAUUUAUUUAGUCCAUAUAUGAAUACUAUACGUAAAUUAUUUAAAGACAAGUCGAAUGUUAAAUAUAAUCUAAAAUUAGAAUCAUUGGAACAAAAUUCAAUUAGAUGGGAAAUUAGGUCUUAUAAUGAAAGAUCAAUUUUAUUGCAAGUUUUUAACGUAAAUAAAAAAUGGGAAUUAAUUGGAUCACGAGUUGAAAAUUUUAAUAUUCCUAUGGAUACUACUAUCUACUUACUUGAAAUUGAGUCACUUAAUGAUAUUGAUAUCAUUUUAACAACAUCAAUAGAGUUAUACCAAGAUCCAUUUAGGAAAAAUUAUAAAAUAUUUUUGAACGAAACUUUACCUUCACCAAAUUAUAUUAGUUUUAAAAUAAGUAAUGAAUGGGUUUUAUAUGUAAAAGAUAAUAAGGAAAGUCUUUUGAAAUAUGGUGUUGAAUUAUUAAAAUUCGCAAUUAAAGAACAAAAAUUAGAAUUAAUUGAUAAUAUCUAUAAAAAAUGUAUUGAAUUUUUUAAAGAUGAUUUAAAAAAUAAUAGGAUGUUUUUGAAUAUUAUUACUUCUGCAAUGCCAUAUUUGAGUGAAUAUUUUCCAGAUUAUAUUUCAAGGUAUUCAUUAGCGACAACAAUGAUUAUAGAUUACCCUACUUAUAAUAUAGAAUAUCAACAUAACGAUUCACAUCUUUAUUCUUUUCAAUAUCCUCAAAUAGUUAAUUUAACAAAAUCUAUUUUAUGGUUUAAAUACAACCUAAUGAUGGAUGAAUUAAGGAGAAAUUAUAAGAUAAUACACCAUUUCAUUAAUAAUAUUUACUUAAAUGAUGCAUUUUCUAUUUAUUUUGAAGUUGUUGAAAAACUAUCAAGACAUAGUAAAACAAUACCAAUAAUUACUUUUAUGGUUCCUUAUGUUAAGUUUGUGAAUUAUCCAAAAGAUUAUAAUUGGUUUUUAGAAUUAAUUUCGCCUCAACCUAGUCCAUUUGUUAACACAAUAAGUAGUGAUAUAUAUAAAACAUUAGAUGGUGAAGCAUUAAUUAAUUUUAAAUGGAAUACCUACGGAAAAUAUUAUCAUUCAAUGAUUUGGAUUGGAUUUAUGGCUUUUCUUGUAUGUUUUAAUGCAGCUGCUGAAAUUCCUCAACAAUAUAUUGAUGAAAGUGUUCAAAAGCAACUUUUAAUUGCUUCAAUUAUACUUGGAUUUAUUCAUUUGGGUAUUGAAAUUCGGCAGUUUAUUUAUUAUCCUGCGAAGUGGAUUAGUGAUAUUGGAAACAUGCUUGAUAUAUGUGUAUAUGCAUUUCCUAUUUACACUUCAAUUUUGUUACUUCAAACAAGUAAUCAUGAUCAGUUAAUACCAUACGUUACUUUUUCAUGCCUGUUUUUAAAUUUAAAAUUAAUAUCAUUUUUUAGAAUAUUUGAAAUUUACGAUGAAUAUUAUACAAUCGUUAUUAGAAUUGCUAAACGGGUCAUGUUUUUCUUUGCAUGCUUUAUAAUGAUUAUUUUAACAAGUUUCGCAUACGCAUUUUAUAUUUUAUUAUCACCGAAAAUGAACUAUUCUUUGGGAGAACGUAUAGUUAAUGAUGACCCUAAUAAUCCCUGGAAUAUGGCACCUACCUACCAAGUAUUUGAAAAUGCAACCAGCCUUUUUUCCAAUUUAUUUAUUUUACAAAAUCCUGAUGAGAACACAAACAUGUUUACAAACUUCGGUACUUCAUUUUUUGCAACUUGUUUAUUACUUACAGGUGAUACAAGUUCGUUAUCCAAUUGGCCAUAUGAAAAAAAUCCUACACUUAUGAUAUUGAUAAUGUUGUUCGCAUUUAUAAUGGCUAUAUAUAUUCUAAAUGUAUUUAUCACUCUAUUUGGUGAGGCGGUGAAAGAUUAUGAUGACUCACAUUUGAUAAUGAAGGCAGAGCAUUUGGCUAAAAUUGAGUUAUUUUACCUAUUACCGCAUCAGAGACGUUGGGAAUCAUGGUUCCCUGAAGUAAUGCAUUAUUAUUCCAGCGUGAAUAAGACUCGAAAAAAAAUCAAAGAAAUGUUUGAAAAUAAAGAAUGGAGUACUAGUACCAGUGAAUUCUCAGAAUUGAAGGAGGAUUUAUUAAAAAAGCUCCAUAUGAUUGACAAGUAGACUCGUGAAAAUUAUUAGAUUAUAUAUAUAUAUCGUAAUAGAGUAUAUGUUUUAAUUAUUUAGGAAUACUUUCUUUUUUUAUCUCAUGAUUUUUAUUUUUAAUAUUAUAACUUGAUCAUUGAAAUUCUAUAAUAUUAUAUUUGGUACCAGUUUGUAAUAAAUAU
Rhizophagus irregularis DAOM 181602=DAOM 197198 is the source of this 3590-nucleotide messenger RNA. The record is from RefSeq and is a predicted model, not a curated record. Lineage: Eukaryota; Fungi; Glomeromycota; Glomeromycetes; Glomerales; Glomeraceae.